CUCUAUCCCGAUCGACAUGGAAGCCACACCGCGCGGCGGUCGAUGCGGGUACGCGCUAAUUUUGUGCUCGGUGCUUCUAUCUUGCGCUGCAAGACAGGCGUCAGCGUUUAUCCCCUCUCCGCCGGCGAGGCAGCGCUUCCAUUCCACCGCACCAACCACCACCACACGAAGCGUCAUCGUCAACAACCGCCGCUCCCGAUCACGGCGCCCCGCGGCGGCCGCUGCGUCUAGCGAGGGCGUUUCCACGGCUCAAGAGGACGGUGUCAGCGCGAGGCACAACGAGGCAACAACACCGGCCGCAGCUACCGUAGUGGAAGCAACCUCCGUUAAGGCUGGUGUCCCGGAGGCUGCGGCAGCGGUAGAGGCACCGCCGCCGCCGCCGCCGCCGCCGCCGCCGUCGUAUCGCCGGCUGUACGACGCGGCCAUGGGCUUGCUCGAGAGCGAGAUCGGGCUCGAACCCUACCCGAUCCCGGAAGGCUUGGAGGGGAACUGUGCCGUGGUAGGAAAGGGGCGCAAUUUGCAGACCGUGGAGACAAGCAUCACAGCGUUCCGGUCAAAAAAGUUCCGACAGGUUCGGGCAGCCUUGGUGGAGACGGACCACGCUACCCAAGUGCUAAACCUCGUCAUGUUCCCGAGCCCCAGCUACGACUUGCCCAUCUUCGGAGCGGACCUCGUGACACUUCCGGGGGUGCAUCUGAUCUGCAUAGACCUGCAGCCUGCACACCCGGCUCAGCAACUAGACGCGAAGGCCGAUGAAGCCAUGCACGAAGCCUACAAGCGGCAUGUGGAGGCGUUGCCUUGGGGGGGUGACCUUCCCGAAGCGGCGCAAAAGUUCUUCUCUCCGCACUGCCUCUGGGCGAAGCUGGAUCCGAAGGAGGCGGUGGAGCAGAAAGCCCUGGACGCUAUGAUGGACUAUCUUCGAGAGUACCUCCGUCUUGUUGAGGACGCUGAGCCGGUGGAGGGGGACGGCCCGCUAGCGGAAAUAUCCUCGGGCCACGCCGAGUACAGCAAGUACAGGCGAGAAAACGACCCUGCAAGAGGGAUGCUGACCCGUUUCUAUGGCGCAGAGUGGACUGAGGCCGCGAUCGCGGGGAUCCUUUUCGAUUUCGACAAGCAGUUUCCACGCGAGUAAGGAAAAGUUGAAAAAUACAGCUUAGAAUCUGGGUGUAGAAGUUUGUUUGAAUUAACGUGGUUCAAUUAUUCGACACCCCCUGUGGGUGAGCUUGCAUGGUGAAUAGAUGUUGUGUCUGCUGUGACUUAAUUGUCUACCGAGUUCUCCCCUUGGCCCUCUUUUAUUCCUUAGCCAUAAACUCAGGGAGACCGGACCAAGCAUCGGAGUAACAUCGGACUAUCCGGCCGGGUCCCAAUUGGGUCCUGCCCCUGAGAGAAAAUAUUUGAGGGUGGUGAAUGUUAAGAAGGGUCCGACUACCAAGGUAUUCACCAUUUGACGUUUACCGUUAUCAGUGCACCUCGACAAUGGCUCAUGGGAAGUACAAGCAACGCGGGAUUGGUUUUUAUGUUUGUCAGAAGUAAGGCCGACAUUGAUAUCGCUCGCGAGGCUGGGAGCUACUAAGGCGGGGCCGAGUUGCUGACCGUUGACCAAACGGAGAGCGUAGUUUGCUGUGUGUGAGUUUGUUCCGUCUGUUCUGGCGCUACACUCCCGGUGUAUAUGUUUGACCCGUCAGCCGGGGUCACAGGUGGUUGACUAAGUUUGUUUCGUCGCGAGAUUGGUUUAGGGCCACCCUUGUCAACGGGAAGUUCGAAUCAAAAACCAAAAUCGAGUUGGCUGUAACAUUGCAGGUGGGGUUGCAUCGAAAAUCGAAAUAGGGCGAAAACAACAGAGGUGUGAAAAUCACCGGAAAAUGCCCAUUGCAAUGACUCAAACGAUUACCAUCGGAGCCACAGGGCAUCCCAGACAGCGAACGAUAGUUUCGGGUUUCGGCCAUGAUCAAGUGGGUAGGGAGAUCUCGGUCUCGCAUCGAUACGCUGCGAACUCAAGGAGAAGUAUGUGAUCGGAUGCCCCGACCUGGCGUAGGAAAGCCAAUACUGUACCGGGCCGUUGACAACGAAUUACAUGUCGGUGACCCUCCCCAA
Messenger RNA from Ectocarpus siliculosus, 2094 nucleotides. Lineage: Eukaryota; Phaeophyceae; Ectocarpales; Ectocarpaceae. The record is from the annotation of a GenBank genome assembly.